Messenger RNA from Chenopodium quinoa (quinoa), 4293 nucleotides. RefSeq lists its product as uncharacterized. Bases 1 to 4293 code for a protein of 1430 amino acids. The record is from RefSeq and is a predicted model, not a curated record. The transcript is spliced from 8 exons. Gene Ontology annotation, biological process: telomere maintenance; DNA repair. Lineage: Eukaryota; Viridiplantae; Streptophyta; Magnoliopsida; Caryophyllales; Amaranthaceae. Gene Ontology annotation, molecular function: DNA helicase activity.
AUGGCUGAAAUUUGUGAGUGUGCCAGGACCCAUUGGCCAGUUUAUAAUUGUUGUGUUCAACAUUCUACAGCAGCUGUAUUAGGCUGUAUUUGUAUUGUUGCUGCCAUGAACCGCUGCCUUAAUUACAAGACACCUGCUAAUGCUCGUUCCAACAAGCGCACACGGGCCUUGGAUGCUAUGGUUCAGCCAUACUCAAUACGUGAAACUGGCGAAACAAGUCUUCAGGGUGCACAACAACACGUAGCUAAAAAAAAUAAAAUAAAGCCUAAGCCUAAGCCAAAACCAGAGCCAAAGCCAAAGCCUAAACCAAACAUCAACCCAACUGCUGUUAUUGGUAAGCCGCUGCCAGUUGGCCCUCUGCAAUUAAAGGUGCUGCCUCCCUGUCUGAAGUGUGGUGCUAAAAAAAUUGAACAUGAAACAUUGAAUUUUUGUUGUGGAGAUGGGGAUAUCAGAAUUGCUUCAAAUGAAUACCCUCGUGAAUUGGAGCGUUUAUUUACAUAUGACGAUGAAGAUGCAGUGCACUUUAGGAAAUAUGCUCGGCUGUAUAAUAACUUAUUUGCUUUCAGCUCGUUCAGAGGUGACCAUGAAGCUAAAACUGAAAAGGGAAUUUACGUGUUCAAAAUGCAUGGUCAGAUAUAUCAUUUUCUGCCUGAUUUGUUACCAAAAGAGGGGGGGCCUAAGUUCCUGCAAUUGUAUUUCUAUGAUGGCCAAUGUGAGGCUGUAAAUAGGACUAAGUGUUUUCCAGAAGUUAGGGACGAUAUUAUUGAAAUUUUAAUGAGAGUCACCAAAGACAAUCCAUAUGCUCGGUUCUUUCGGUCUUUAAAAGAGAUCAAUGUAAGUGAGGAUACGCAAAUAGUUAUCAAUCAACAUGCAGUUUUGGACCAACGCGUGUUCAAUGCACCAACAAGUGAUGAAGUGGCUGCUAUAUGGACAGACAGUACUAGUUCUAGCAACUCAGAAGGUCCAUACAUCUGUGUGUCUGGUAGAUCAGAUGACGUUCAUCGAAUAUAUCAUUAUUAUGGAUGCUAUGAUCCAUUGCAGUAUCCUCUUCUGUUUCCCUAUGGUGAUUGCGGAUGGGCACAGGGGAUGUGCAAAUAUUACAGAGACAAGCACCAGCAUGGUUCAGCAGCAGUAGACCCUGUGCCAUGUUUAGUUAACACAAAAGAAGAUUUGCUUGCUGCAGAGGCUCUUCGUGCUUCAGAAAAUAGUGGCACUUUAGAGAGGCAUAUUUCCCCAAGGCAGUAUUAUGCAUAUAAACUUCAAAAUCGCCCGCACAAUAUGUUGUUUCGUGCAGGACAUUAUUCUGUAGAAGGAGGUGAAACAAAUGCUGUAAAUGUUGGCCAUAGAGUUAUUCUUCCUCCAACUUUUAUUGGAGGGCCACGUGAUAUGAAACGCCGAUACUUAAAUGCAAUGUCAUUGGUUCAGCGCUUUGGAAAGCCUGAUUUAUUUGUUACUAUGACAUGCAACGCUAAAUGGCCUGAGAUAACCGCUGAACUUGCUCCUGGAGAACUUGCAGAGAAUCGUCCUGACCUUAUAGCGCGUGUUUUCCGAUCUAAACUUAUCAGCCUUAAACAUGAGAUCAUGAAAAAACAUGUGAUUGGUGAAGUUGAGGAAAUGAUAUAUGUGAUUGAAUUCCAAAAAAGAGGCCUUCCUCACGCUCACUUCUUAAUCAUUCUUAAAGGUGAAUACAAGGUCAAAUCACCUUCAGAUUUUGAUAAGUUUAUGUGUGCUGAAAUCCCUGUUGAGUGUGGCAAUCUUCGGAAGAUAGUCUUGGCCCAUAUGAUGCAUGGCCCUUGUGGCUUGCAGAACCCUUCAUGUGGGUGCAUGAAGAAGCAGGAAGAUGGCUCUAUUGCUUGUAAGUAUAAUUAUCCUAGGGCAUUUCUAAGUGAAACAACAAACAAUGAAGAUGGCUUCCCAAUGUAUCGAAGGAGAAAUACUGGUGAAAGUGUGCGUAUUCGGGGAGCUAACUUAGACAACCGGUGGGUCAUUCCGUACAAUCCCUAUCUAUCAACACUUUUUGACUGCCACUUGAAUGUUGAGGUUUGUUCAACGAUUAAGGCAGUUAAGUACUUGUACAAGUAUGUGUACAAGGGCCAUGAUAGGGUGUCGUUCAGUGUGGCUGGCCAGCAGGAUGCAGAUUUGGAUGAAAUUAAAAACUUUCAAUCUGGUAGAUGGUUUUCUCCAUGCGAAGCAUCUUGGAGAAUUUUUGGAUUUGACUUAUUUGAAAUGCAUCCACCUGUUCAGCUUCUACCUGUGCACUUGCCUAAUAUGCAAACUGUUGUUGUGCACCCAAAUGAAUGCUUAGACACUGUGGUUCAAAAUGAUAAGCGUACACGCACAGCUCUUACAGAAUUCUUUAGGCUGAAUGCAGCUAUCCCUGGUGGUACAGGCGAGGGUGAGAAGUUUUUCUUGCGUCUGCUACUUAUUAAUAUUCGGAGUCCUAAGUCCUUUGAAGAUUUGUUAACAGUGAAUGGGCAAGUCUGUUGUACUUUCCAGGAAGCAGCUAUUAAAAGAGGCUUAAUGGAAGUAGAUGGUGCAGUGGUGGCUUGUUUAGAGGAGGCAUCAGAAGUGCAAAUGCCUAUAGCAAUGAGACAACUCUUUGCUACUAUCCUUAUUUUCUGUCAGCCCAGCAAUCCAAACAGUUUAUGGCUACGCUUUUACAAUUCACUAGCACAAGAUUACAGGCAUGCAAAUCCAGGAGAUGAAGACAAAGCAAGGAGGUUAACUGUAAGAUCAAUUGAACAGUCAUUAGAAGGCAUAGGUAGAUCAUUAGCAGAUUUUGGCUUAGGGCAUUUAAUAGAACCAGAUGAUGCAGAAAUCAGGAAAACCAAAGACAUUGCUGAUGCCUUGGAAGCACCAAUACCUGAUGAAUGCAUUUUUUGCAGAGACACUUUGAAUUCAGCUCAGCAAAUAGCGUUUGAUAGCAUUAUGGAACAUGUAAAUGGCAGCAUUGCUGGCUGCUUCUUUGUGGAUGGUCCUGGUGGGACUAGAAAGACUUUUUUGUAUAAUGCACUGUACGCUGAGGUUCGGCUAGCUCAAAAUAUUUUAUUGCCUACUGCAGCUUCAGGGAUAGCAGCUUCAAACAUACCAUCUGGCAUAACAGCACAUUCCAGAUUCAAAAUUCCUCUUGAUUCAGAGAUAUCUCUUGCAUGUGAUGUUCCUAGACAGGGUAGCCUGGUCGCUUUAAUCAGAGCCACUUCUUUGAUAAUAUGGGAUGAAGAAUCCACGGUACGACAGGAAAAUGUGGAAUCACUGGAUCUGCUUCUCCGGGAUCUCUGUGACCCUGAUCAAGUAUUUGGAGGAAAGGUAGUUGUAUUUGGAGGGGAUUUUAAGCAAGUUCUCCCUAUUGUUCCUCGGAAGUCUCAAAGAGAAGUUGUGGCUGCAAGCUUAGUCAGCUCAUACUUAUGGCCUAAGAUGAUCAGGUUUCGAUUGACAGAGAAUAUUAGAGCCAAACACGAUCCUGCAUAUUCUGAGUUUUUACUGGCACUUGGAAAUGGACAGCUGCAGAAUACUGAGGUUGACUUUGUGCAGUUGCCACCACACAUUGUACGUUGCUAUGACCCGGAAAUUGAUCCUAUACCAGCUGUGGCAUGUGCUGCUUUCCCGAAAGUUGGCAGCAUAGACAUGUGUCCGAGCAUUUUUACAGAGACAGCAAUCCUAACGCCUAUGAAUGAAGAUGUAGAUUCGAUCAAUACUUAUCUGAUUGAACAAUUCCCCGGAGAGCAUGCUUCAUACAAAAGCUUCGACUCUCUUCUUGAUGAUAAUUGUACCCUCUACCCGACUGAAUUCCCCAACAAAUUAUGUCCUGGAGGUAUGAGCCCUCAUGAACUCAUCUUGAAGAUAGACUGUCCUGUUAUCUUACUGCGAAACAUAGCACCAUCUGAAGGUUUGUGUAAUGGAACAAGGCUUAUAUGUAAGCACUUUUUGCCUAAUAAUAUUCUAUGCGUUAUAGCAACAGGCCAUUACAAAAGGAAAUUUUGGUUUCUGCCACGCGUUAAUCUCCGCCCUUCAUCUUCAGCGAAUUAUCCCUUCCAAUUUGAGAGGAAGCAAUUUCCCAUUAAGCUUAGUUUUGCCAUGACAAUCAACAAGUCACAAGGGCAAACAUUGAACAAGGUUGUUGUAUAUCUCCCACAACCUUGCUUCUCACAUGGCCAGCUAUAUGUAGCUCUCUCACGUGCUAAGAAAUCCGAGAAAGUCACUGUCUUCAGCCCAAAGGUAUCUACUGCUUUGUCUGCUUCACAUGUAAAAAAUGUUGUUUCUUAUGAUGUCUUAAGGUUAGCUUCAAUUAUUUAG